Messenger RNA from Asparagus officinalis (garden asparagus), 922 nucleotides. Its product is annotated as enoyl-[acyl-carrier-protein] reductase [NADH] 2, chloroplastic-like. The coding region runs from base 157 to 471 and encodes 104 amino acids. The record is from RefSeq and is a predicted model, not a curated record. Gene Ontology annotation, molecular function: enoyl-[acyl-carrier-protein] reductase (NADH) activity. NCBI's taxonomy places the organism in Eukaryota, Viridiplantae, Streptophyta, Magnoliopsida, Asparagales, Asparagaceae. The transcript is spliced from 3 exons. Gene Ontology annotation, biological process: fatty acid biosynthetic process.
CGGUCGACCGACCCGGUCGACCGACCACCUCCAGCAGAACCCCGAAAGAAUCCAGAGAGCCGUCGGUCGACCGGGCCGGUCGACCGACCUCCUUGUGCACGAAUCCGGUCGACCGGACCGGUCGACCGCCACCUGUUUUUCCUGAUUCUGCUGCUGAUGCUGAAAUUCCUUCACCUUGUGCAUUCUCUUGCCAAUGGACUUGAGGUGACUGAACCUCUUUUGGAAACGUCCCGAAAAGGUUACCUUGCUGCGAUAUCCGCAUCAAGCUAUUCUUUUGUCUCUUUACUUCAAAAUUUUCUUCCAAUAAUGAAUCCAGAUACUACAAGGAUAUUCGAAAGAUCCACGAUACUCGGAGCAACCCCCCGUCGUCAAGCUGAAAGUGUAGAUACCGCCCUCACUCGUCUUCUUCGAUCCUGUAGGCUUCUUUGCAACGAAAUAGAUUCGCCCCUUGAGUCCCAAGCAGCUAGCUAGCCUCGAAAAGAAAACAAUGUCAUCCAAUUUCUUCGGCGAAUUAGCCGAUACAAGAGGCAUACUGAGGCACGAUAAACAAAGUACGAUCGAGCCUUCAAGUCCGUAACCUCUACCCAUCCCUGUGGCCUGAGCUCAAGAAUUUGUACCGUUGAAUUGAGACCGCCAACAAUAAUCGCUCAAAAAUUGGAACGAGGCGCCAUGACAAAUGGAGUGUUGUUUCUGUACCUAUCUCGUCCCCAGUCCUCGCCGUCCCAAAAGUAGAUAAGCACUCUAUCCUUGUACACGCUCUCGAUGGCAAACAUGCAAUGUUUAUCGGGAGGUUGACCGAUGAACUCGAUUCCGGUGAAGUUUGGUGAAUAAACGAGUAUCAGUGAAGGGGUUGACCAAUAAGACCUCUUCUUCUCGACAGAGCACCAACCAUCCGUCUUUGGAGGAAUAUAACCGAGCUUUC